Molecule: messenger RNA, 2162 nt
Organism: Calypte anna (Anna's hummingbird)
Lineage: Eukaryota; Metazoa; Chordata; Aves; Apodiformes; Trochilidae
Gene: HTR2B
Product: 5-hydroxytryptamine receptor 2B
Exons: 3
Coding region: 537-1916 (459 amino acids)
Biological process (GO): regulation of behavior; smooth muscle contraction; heart development
Cellular component (GO): plasma membrane; dendrite
Molecular function (GO): neurotransmitter receptor activity; G protein-coupled serotonin receptor activity
Source: RefSeq, a predicted model, not a curated record
CUGCUAGAGACAAGACACUCAGGGGAGGAGGAGUUGCAUACACACAACCAAGCAUCUGCCUUUGCAGUUUGUACUUACAGCAAAUCUACACACAUCUUUAUCUAAGGGGAACUAUUUGCAUCCAAAACCGUCUACCACUUUCUACUGCCGGAGGGAAAAAAAAAAGAGGGGGGGGGGGAAGCUAAUGCACUGCUUACUUUUCACAGCUAUUGAAUUGUCUCCUGUGAUCUUCUGAAACCCAAACCUGGCUAUAAAGGGGAGACCAAACCACUGAACCCUACCAACCAGAGAUGGACACAAGACAAGACUUUCAUUUUUAAGACCUAAUUGCACCCAGUAAGGCACGGGAUAAAAAACUGGAUACCAGCUCAGACAGAGUUACUGUAUCUCAAAAUAGCAGAUGACCAGCUUACCAUAUUGACCAUGCUGGCCUUUCCUCAGGACCAUCCUGGACCAGAAAGGAACAGUAAACUCUUGCAUUGGACACAAUUCCUUCUUAAAAUACAGCUCCUGAACACGUUCUGCCGGACACGAAAAUGUCCUCAGAUCCUUUACAUUUCCUGAACGGGUCUGGAGUUGGCAGUGGAUCUUUGUCACCUCUCUCAGUAACAGGAGACUACCCAGGUGACAAACAAGGAAACAAAGUGCGCUGGGCAGCUUUACUGAUCCUCCUGGUGAUAAUCCCCACCAUUGGGGGGAACAUACUUGUCAUCCUGGCAGUGUCUCUGGAGAAAAAGUUGCAAUAUGCUACCAAUUACUUUUUGACAUCCUUGGCGGUGGCAGAUUUGCUUGUGGGUCUGUUUGUGAUGCCGAUUGCCCUUCUCAUAAUAUUAUUUGACAAUGCCUGGCCUUUUCCAGCUGCCUUGUGUCCUAUCUGGCUGUUUCUUGAUGUCCUCUUUUCCACGGCUUCCAUCAUGCACCUCUGUGCCAUCUCACUUGACCGCUAUAUUGCCAUUAAAAAGCCAAUCCAGGCUAGUCAGUACAAUUCAUGGGCUACAACAAUCAUCAAAAUCAUCGUGGUUUGGCUCAUUUCAAUAGGCAUUGCUAUUCCGAUUCCUAUCAGAGGCAUUGAGGAGGGAAAUGGGAAUUCUGCAAACAUUACGUGUGUCCUGAUGCCUGAUCGUUUUCAUGACUUCAUUCUGUACGGGUCAGUGGCUGCAUUCUUCAUUCCCCUCACUAUCAUGAUAGUGACUUAUUUUCUGACAAUCCAAGCAUUACACAGGAAGGCCUACUUGAUCAACAAGCCACCUCAGCGUUUCACCUGGUCAGUGUCCACAGUGUUUCAGCGUGACACAACACCUGCCUCGUCACCAGAAAAGGUUGCCAUGCUAAAUGGCUCCAGAAAGGACAAGAGUUUUUCUAGUGACAUGCCCAUCUGCAGAAUGUCUACAAUUGGGAGAAAGUCCAUGCAAACGAUAACCAAUGAACAAAGGGCAUCAAAAGUUCUGGGGAUUGUUUUUUUUCUUUUCCUGUUGAUGUGGUGCCCGUUCUUCAUAACAAAUAUAAGUUCAGUUCUGUGCAACUCCUGCAACAAGGAGGUUUUCCAAAAGCUUAUGGAGAUAUUUGUUUGGAUAGGAUAUAUAUCCUCAGGAGUGAACCCUCUUGUCUAUACACUCUUCAACAAAACAUUUAGGGAGGCCUUCAGCAGGUAUAUCACUUGCAACUAUAGGACCACAAAGCCAAUCAAGGCCCUCAGGAAGUGCUCAAGUAGGAUCUCUUUCAGAAGCACUGUGGCAGAAAAUUCCAAGCUCUUUGUCAUGCAUGGGAUGAGAAAUGGGAUUAACCCUAUUAUGUACCAGAGCCCAAUGAGGCUGAGGAGCUCACCCAUCCAAUCAUCUUCAGCCAUUCUGCUGGAUACAUUGCUGCUCACCGAGAAUGAAGUUGAUAAAACAGAAGAACAAGUCAGCUAUGUAUAGUGGAAUGGCAGCCAUGUCCAUAUCAUAGUAUUACUGUAUAUAUUCUAGGUAAAUGUGCUAUAAGAGGGUAUAAAUACUAUUGUUUUAUGUUAUUUAUGCAAACAAUAUCUUAUAAAUUUGUCUCAUCCAAAGCAUCCUCUACUUUAACCUCAACUCCAUGACGGCAACCAUAAUUUCAUUCCAUGGCAAAUGACUAAUGCCCAAUUGUACAGGAAGAGGGAAAUAAAUAAAAACUAAAUCAGUGUG